Rotaria socialis is the source of this 801-nucleotide messenger RNA. The record is from the annotation of a GenBank genome assembly. Lineage: Eukaryota; Metazoa; Rotifera; Eurotatoria; Philodinida; Philodinidae.
AUGGCCUAUUUUGAUCUUGAAACAAAUCCAGCCACUUCUAUUAAAUCAAAGUCAAGUGAUGGAACAAAAUCAAUCGAUGUUUCUAAUUUUCGUCCGGUGAACAAAAAACCUAUAGGUAAUGAUUGGGACGUCAAACCGGGUGAUAUACUUUCAUGGAGUGAUUACAGAUCAUCAAAUACUUAUUUUGUAACUGGUCAACAUCGUCUUCGAAAGAAUCGAGAUACAUCCGGUUCUGAUUAUUUGACUAUUCCGCUCUCGAUAACACGACUCUUUCCAUCUGUUUUAACUCAUUAUGGCCCACUUCUGGAAGCAGAACCCGAUCUGGUUGCUAUAAUCGAAUUGUCACCUACAGAUGGCAUUUUUGCUGAACGAUUUGGUUCACCAUUACCAGAAACGAUUUGUAACAGGAAUGAUAUUCAAUUUUUAGUUAAUCCAAUGGAAGAUAUGUUCUAUGUUUCAAUCAAUGGUGAAGAUAGUGAUGGUUUUCCAAUCGAUGGAACCAAGGCAGAAGAGAUCAUCGCGUAUAUUGGCAUAGCAAAUGAGAAAAAAGCAGCGUUUCUUGUCAAAUAUGAGAUAAAAGAACCAGAAAAAAUUAGCAGAUGGCCACAAGCAGCACCUUCUGGUCUGCCUAUCGGGUGGACUCGUAAAUCUUAUGGUUUCACGGUAGGUGGUGCUGACUAUAUUAGUGGUACAUGGAAAUUUGAAGGACCCGAGACAAAGAAAGAUGAAGUAUACAAGAUUGUAGAAAAAUACUACGAUGGAUUCGAUGUUCAAAUAAAUUGGGAAACUGAUUCAAGUUAA